This is a messenger RNA of [Candida] anglica, 1263 nucleotides long. The record is from the annotation of a GenBank genome assembly. NCBI's taxonomy places the organism in Eukaryota, Fungi, Ascomycota, Pichiomycetes, Serinales, Debaryomycetaceae.
AUGCUUCGAUUGUUUCAAUUAUUGUUUAUUUUAAUCACAUUGCAUAUUAAGUAUACACUUGGAACUUGGUAUUACCAAGAAGCUAAACCGUGCGAUCCUCUGGGUUCAGGGUUUGUUCCAUUCACCGGAUUCAAAAUAUAUCGAGAAUUUAAAUUUCUAAAGUUGAAUCCAAUCCCAGUUCAUUAUUUGUUACUCACACAUUGCAGCCAUGGUAAAGUAGAUUAUCAAGCAAUAUUGAAGACCCCUAAAGCUUCAGUUAACUGGGAUCAACCUUUCUGUUUACUUAAGCCGAGAUUGGGGAAGCUUCUCCCACUACUGCCUGCGGAUACAGUUGCUGAUCUAGUAGGAGAGGAUGGGGAAGAUGACAUGCGAGAACAUACGCAGAUCUUCAAUAAGACAGAAGAAUCUUGGUGGAGAAAUAGUAUACGGAACUUUAUUAAAAUUAAAGUGGAAGAUAAACUUGAAAAAUUAACAAAAGGGAAGUUCAUUCAAUAUACCAGUCAACGGUCCAAACAACAUCGAGAAGACAUUCAAAAAUCAAGUCCACAAAAAGUAUUAGAAUGGGAGGCCAGAGACUUGGUAUGUUACAAGUUAGCAAGAAGGAAGAAAUAUGCCAAGCGGGAUUUAACGUACUACAUGCCUGAUACAUUUGUAGGCGGAUUAUUUGAGUGUCCAAUAAGUAGUGAAAAGAAGAAAGAAAUGUUUGUUAAAAUGACCGCAAAUGAAAUAUUGCAACCAUUGAACAAUUUCCGUUGUGAUGAAUUUACAGCCCGACCAAUUAUGCCCUUGAUUGCCGAUGAUGGCACUAAGCAAUGGAUUCAAUCCAUUAUUGGCGCAUUGAACCCAUCAUUUAUCCAAACAAUUCCUUACUUAUCUACCGCCACGCCAUUGAAUUUACGGUUUUCCAGCACUGAUACUCCUGACAUGCACAGUCAGACUUGGGCAAGUAGAAUAAACGUGAAUGAAGAAUACAACUAUUCUGACCCCGAUAUCCACUACAUUUCAAAAGCUGUAGCCCUAACGGCAGAUUAUCUCAAUAAACUUAUCAUCUUUGAUCUUUCUUCUCUCCCUGUCAAGUAUGGGGCUUCUCGCUCACACAAGCUUGAAAACCCAGAAACAACUACAAUUCUACUCAAUCAGAUCCAAAAUUUCAAUAACAUGGAACACAAGUUCAUUACAUGGAUGGCAUUAAUGCCUUCGAGUCUAGUGAAGAAAACUUUACUAAAAUUACAAGAGGUAUGGGAUAAUCUGAACAUACAGUAA